AUGCAGGACCCGCCCAGUGAAGUGGAGAAACGCCUUCUUCGAAGGCAGUUCUUUCCUUCCAAAGUGGGUGGGCGGCCGGCCUGGUUGAUCCCAGCGAACCUGCCCGGAGAAGAGGAGCUUGCCUGCCUCAGGUGUAGCUCGCGAAUGCGAUUCCUGAUGCAGAUCUACGCGUCCCAGGGUACGCGGAAGGAGUCUUGCUUUCAUCGCACCCUUCACAUCUUCGUCUGCACGAAUUGCCAGCCGAACGAGGUGAGAGUUUUUCGGGCUCAACUGCCCCGAGACUGCCCAUACUACAGCUACGACGAGCCAGACAGGGAAGCCGCCAUUCACAGCGAGCCUUUGCCGGAUGCCGAACUGGAGGCCCUGUGCUGCCCUCAUUGUGGCCUCGCUUCUGGCAAGGCACCGGAGCUGUGCAGCGACUGCGAUAGGCGGGCGAGAAACGGAGAUCCACCGGUGCCCUUUGCCGAGUUCGAGAUAUCCGUCUCGGCAGCGAAUGUUUCGGACGACGAGGAGGAGGAGCCGGCAACUAUCGAGACUAGCGCCGCAGAACGGCGAGCCGAGGAGGAUGGCAACAAUCCCGAUGCCUACGCAGAGGCUGUUCAGGAGACUGCAGACGCUGUGCAAGGCAUUCAAGUGACCGACCGGGACAAGAAGGACACAGAUGCCUUGGCAAAGCUCAAAGCGUACCAGGAGAUGGUUCGAGAGGACCCCGAGGCUGCACUGGACAAGUUCGGUGCCAGUUUCGCAUCCGAGUGGGUUGAGGAGCACUCAGUGAAGGAUCCAGUCUUCGCUCGCUUCCAACGCUUCCACGAGGAAAAUAAGAGUCACGUCCUGCGCUACCACCUGCAGGGUGUUCCGAGAUGGUUCUGCAGACACCGGCAGCUGGAAGGUGAAGCUCCCAUAUGCCACUGCGGCGGCUCACGCAUCUUUGAGUGCCAGGUUCAGCCAAUGAUCAUCUCCUUGCUGGCAGGCUCGCCCCUGCAAGAUCGCUUGGACUUCGGCACGAUCUGUAUCUACUCUUGUGAGGAAAGCUGCGAUGAUCCUGAGCGAUCAUAUGUCGAGGAGUUUGCCUACGUGCAGCCCGAACCUGUCUCGGAGUGGAUCCCGGCGUGA
Messenger RNA from Symbiodinium sp. CCMP2456, 1113 nucleotides. NCBI's taxonomy places the organism in Eukaryota, Dinophyceae, Suessiales, Symbiodiniaceae. The record is from the annotation of a GenBank genome assembly.